CCACUGCGCUCCAUCGCCUCUCAUGCUUACUCACAGGAACCAACCUCUUCGCGAUGUCCAUGAAGGCGGAUUUUUAUUCAUUCCUGGGUUAAACGGCUAUGUAGCGGAGACUAUGGACUUUGUUCGUGUAUAGUAAUGCGCGGUUUCUGUUGUAAGAAAACAAACAAGCUUAGCUGUCUGUCGUUGCUAUGGAGAGCCUGCGCCUGUCGGGCCGGGCCGGGUAGAGUAGGCCCGAGCAGCGCCUGCGUGCUAGAGUUGCGCCUCAAACCGGAGGAAGGAACACCAAGAGCGGACUACUCACACACAAAUAACCGAAGACUGCACUUGCACCACAAGACUAAAUUAUUAGCAAACAGACUCUGCUGAUGUUCCCAACAUAAGGAUAGCUGGUUUUGGGGUUGCCCUAAAACUGCUCUAUGGGGAUAAAGAAGUUAAAUCAUUUAAAGUGUAUUAUUUGAAAUUGGACAAUUGUGAGAACUAGAGAACAUGCCUCCAAGGCCAUCGUCUGGAGAAUUAUGGGGCAUCCAUUUGAUGCCCCCCAGGAUUUUGGUGGACUGUUUGCUGCCCAAUGGCAUGAUCCUAACCCUGGAGUGCCUCCGUGAGGCCACACUUAUUACCAUCAAACAUGAACUGUUUAAGGAAGCACGAAAGUUCCCGCUCCACCACCUGUUGCAAGAGGAAGCCUCAUACAUCUUCGUCAGCGUAACACAGGAAGCUGAGCGGGAAGAGUUUUAUGAUGAGACCAGGAGACUCUGUGAUCUCAGGCUCUUCCAGCCUUUUUUAAAAGUCAUCGAGCCUGUGGGAAACAGAGAGGAGAAAAUUCUCAACCGGGAAAUUGGUUUUGCAAUUGGCAUGCCUGUGUGCGAGUUUGAUCUAGUGAAGGAUCCUGAAGUGCAGGACUUCAGGCGAAAUAUACUUAAUGUCUGCAAAGACUCCGUAGAACUCCGAGAUGCCAAUGGGUCCCAUAGUCGUGCAUUAUAUGUUUACCCUCCCAAUGUGGAGUCUUCACCAGAGCUUCCAAAGCACAUUUUUGGCAAAUUAGACAAAGGUCAGAUUAUCGUGGUCAUCUGGGUUAUUGUGUCACCCAACAAUGACAAACAGAAGUACACACUGAAGAUCAACCACGACUGUGUACCUGAGCAGGUGAUAGCAGAAGCCAUCAGGAAAAAGACUCGCAGCAUGCUGUUGACUGCCGAGCAGCUGAAGAUGUGUGUGCAGGAAUACCAGGGCAAGUACAUCCUCAAAGUGUGUGGCUGUGACGAGUACCUGCUGGAAAAGUACCCUAUCAGUCAGUAUAAGUAUGUGAGGAGUUGCAUUAUGCUGGGCCGAAUGCCAAACCUAAUGCUGAUGUCAAAGGAUAGCUUAUAUUCUCAGCUGCCCAUGGACACGUUCACCAUGCCUUCAUACUCACGCCGCAUCUCCACAGCCACACCAUAUAUGAAUGGGGAAGCCUCAAGCAAAUCUCUGUGGACCAUCAAUAGCAACUUGAGGAUACGUGUGCUCUGUGCAACAUACGUCAAUGUAAACAUCCGGGACAUUGAUAAGAUUUAUGUCCGGACAGGGAUCUACCAUGGAGGAGAGCAGUUGUGUGACAAUGUCAACACGCAACGUGUGCCAUGUUCAAACCCAAGGUGGAAUGAGUGGCUUAUGUAUGACAUGUACAUUCAUGACAUUCCCCGAGCUGCACGUCUUUGUCUGUCCAUCUGUUCUGUGAAGGGGAGGAAGGGCGCAAAAGAGGAACACUGUCCGCUGGCUUGGGGAAAUGUAAACCUUUUUGACUACACGCAUACACUGGUCUCUGGGAAAAUGGCACUGAACCUGUGGCCAGUGCCACACGGCCUAGAGGAUCUGCUCAACCCCAUCGGUGUCACAGGCUCCAACCCCAACAAGGAAACCCCAUGUCUGGAGUUAGAAUUUGACUACUUCAGCUGUCCUGUGAAGUUCCCUGACAUGGCCACGAUAGAGGAUCAUGCUAAUAAGAUCAUGUCCAGGGAGAUGGGAUACAAUUACUUUCAAUCUGGACAGAGCAGCAGACAGGCUCGAGACCACCAUAUAAUGGACACUGAUAUCGAGCAGCUGCGGCAAGUAGCAAAUAGAGAUCCACUUUCUGAGAUCACUGAGCAGGAAAAGGACUUCUUGUGGAGACACAGGCAGUAUUGUAAAAAUAUACCAGAUAUUCUUCCUAAGAUUCUCCUUGCUGUAAAGUGGAACUCCAGAGAUGAAGUUGCACAGAUGUAUUGUCUUCUUAAAGACUGGCCCGCAAUAAAACCAGAGCAAGCCAUGGAGUUACUUGAUUGCAACUAUCCAGAUCCAAUGAUCCGAGACUUUGCAGUACGGUGCCUUGAGAAAUAUUUAACUGAUGAUAAACUCUCCCAGUACCUUAUUCAGUUGGUCCAGGUUUUGAAGUAUGAGCAGUAUCUUGAUAACGCCUUAGUGCGAUUUCUGCUGAAGAGAGCUCUGACCAACCAGAGGAUUGGACAUUUUUUUUUUUGGCAUUUGAAGUCAGAGAUGCACAACAAGACGGUGAGCCAGCGUUUCGGCCUGCUGCUGGAGUCAUACUGCCGUGCCUGUGGUAUGUAUCUGAAACACUUGAGCAGACAGGUGGAGGCCAUGGAGAAACUCAUCAACCUCACAGACAUACUCAAGCAGGAGAAGAAGGAUGAGACUCAGAAGGUGCAGAUGAAGUUUUUGGUGGAGCAGAUGAGGAGGCCAGAUUAUAUGGAUGCCCUUCAAAACUUCACCUCGCCAUUGAAUCCAGCCCACCAGCUCGGCAACCUACGGCUUGAAGAUUGCAGAAUCAUGUCAUCAGCCAAGAGGCCACUGUGGCUUAACUGGGAAAACCCUGAUAUCAUGUCAGAGCUUCUCUUCCAGAACAAUGAGAUCAUCUUUAAGAAUGGGGAUGACCUGAGGCAAGAUAUGUUGACACUUCAAAUCAUUAAAAUAAUGGAGAACAUCUGGCAAAACCAGGGGUUAGACCUCAGAAUGCUUCCCUAUGGCUGCUUGUCCAUUGGAGACUGUGUGGGCCUUAUUGAAGUUGUGAGAAGUUCUCAUACCAUCAUGCAAAUUCAGUGUAAAGGCGGUCUCAAAGGAGCAUUGCAGUUCAACAGCUCUACCCUGCACCAGUGGCUGAAGGAUAAGAACAAGGGCGAGACGUAUGAUAUGGCCAUUGACCUGUUCACACGAUCCUGUGCUGGUUAUUGUGUGGCCACUUUUAUUUUGGGCAUUGGUGACCGUCACAACAGUAACAUCAUGGUAAAGGAUGAUGGACAGCUGUUUCACAUAGAUUUUGGCCACUUCCUUGAUCAUAAAAAGAAGAAGUUUGGUUACAAGAGAGAGCGAGUUCCAUUUGUCUUAACUCAAGACUUCUUGAUUGUGAUUAGCAAAGGAGGAACUCAAGAAUGCACUAAAACGAGGGAGUUUGAGAGGUUUCAGGAGAUGUGCUACAAGGCAUACCUUGCUAUCCGACAGCACGCCAACCUCUUUAUCAAUCUGUUCUCAAUGAUGCUGGGCUCCGGCAUGCCAGAGUUGCAGUCGUUUGACGACAUUGCUUACAUCCGCAAAACGCUGGCACUAGAUAAGACUGAGCAGGAGGCUCUGGACUACUUCAUGAAGCAAAUGAACGAUGCUCACCAUGGUGGAUGGACCACAAAGAUGGACUGGAUCUUCCACACCAUUCGACACCAUGCCCAGAACUGAGCCCAGAUGAAAGGCGCUCGAGCUAGGAUAGGACCGCUUACAUGGAACCUACUGGCCUAUCUUUGCUAGUCAAAACAUAGCAGCCAGACCUCAAAGUGGGGCAAAAAAUGCCUCCAACUGAACUUCAGAGCACUAAACAAUCCAAAAUGAUUUUCUUCUGUUUCAGUCUCCUUUUUGGCAUCCAUACAGAAGAAUACUAACCCUAAUCUUUGUCCAGAAUGGUUGUACAUUGUUGCCUGUAGUUUUUUACUGAUGUCCUUUUUUUUUUUUUUCAAGUUUGUUCUUGCUGCUCUUUUCCUGCAGAGACCAUGGUUAUUUUAUUUUAGUUCAAAAUUUCUUUUGAGAAAAUACAAAGUUAACGGGAAGCGUUCUUUACUUUUCGAGCACUCUUUGGAUUAUUCAUGUCUUCCUCCAAGUACAAAUGCCUUUAUAUAUGCAUGGAACCUCUGAGGAGCUCGUAGAUUAAACAGGGUAGAAAUUGUCUGUCGGUCUGCGUCCUGAAGGAUGGUUUCUGUAGCAAAUGUAGAGGAGUUGGCAUUUCCCGUAGUCUUGCAUAAACACUUGCCUCUUGCAAACUAUUGCCCUUGAUCACUACAAACGUGUUUUUUUUUUUUUUUAAUUAAUGCUUCUCCAUUUCUUUCAUUACCAUACAUUAAUGCUGGGCUAGAGUGAAUUUGACGUUUGAAUAGGAGGUAUAAUUUAUUUUGCCCCAAUUAUGAGUUUAGAGGAGGAAUAUUUAGCCUUGUUACAUAUACAAGUUCAGCCAUUAAACACUAAAAAGAAAUAUUGUGCAACUGGUCCAAAAGCUACACAGUGGCCCUCACUGAUUAUGCAUUUUCAUUACUUCGAUAUACAACCCGGAUUCCCAAAUAGUUGGGACAAAGUACAAAUUGUAAAUAAAAACGGAAUGCAAUGAUGUGGAAGAUUCAAAAUUCCAUAUUUUAUUCAGAAUAGAACAUAGAUGACAUAUCAAAUGUUUAAACUGAGAAAAUGUAUCAUUUAAAGAGAAAAAUUAGGUGAUUUUAAAUUUCAUGACAACAACACAUCUCAAAGUUGGGACAAGGCCAUGUUUACCACUGUGAGACAUCCCCUUUUCUCUUUACAACAGUCUGUAAACGUCUGGGGACUGAGGAGACAAG
This is a messenger RNA of Neoarius graeffei (lesser salmon catfish), 4835 nucleotides long. It is a transcript of the gene pik3ca, whose product is annotated as phosphatidylinositol-4,5-bisphosphate 3-kinase, catalytic subunit alpha. Gene Ontology annotation, cellular component: phosphatidylinositol 3-kinase complex, class IB; phosphatidylinositol 3-kinase complex, class IA; plasma membrane. Gene Ontology annotation, biological process: phosphatidylinositol-3-phosphate biosynthetic process; phosphatidylinositol-mediated signaling; phosphatidylinositol 3-kinase/protein kinase B signal transduction. NCBI's taxonomy places the organism in Eukaryota, Metazoa, Chordata, Actinopteri, Siluriformes, Ariidae. The record is from RefSeq and is a predicted model, not a curated record. The transcript has 22 exons. The coding region runs from base 487 to 3696 and encodes 1069 amino acids. Gene Ontology annotation, molecular function: 1-phosphatidylinositol-3-kinase activity; 1-phosphatidylinositol-4-phosphate 3-kinase activity.